This is a messenger RNA of Laetiporus sulphureus 93-53, 1559 nucleotides long. Its product is annotated as peptidase M24. Lineage: Eukaryota; Fungi; Basidiomycota; Agaricomycetes; Polyporales; Laetiporaceae. The record is from RefSeq and is a predicted model, not a curated record. The transcript is spliced from 7 exons. Bases 17 to 1405 code for a protein of 462 amino acids.
CCAAGACGUCCGCAACAUGGACUCAAAGUCGCAGUUCCUGCCUGGUGCGUUGUCUGGUGGAGCGGCUCGAGCGCGUGACCAUGCGCAUCGCUCUGGUCGCCUGAUAGUGGCCUGCAUCAUCGUACAAAUCAUUAUCCUCAUCUACCAUCUCACGGGCCCACCGAAAUCGCUGUCCCGUUCACUGGGUCUGAACACGGAGCCAGAUUUCUCACAUCUUGCCGACCACUGCGCUCAUAUCUCCCCGAUACCUGCUAGUUCUUUCGUGCAGCGGCAGCAAGCGCUUGCGGAGACCCUUCACUCGCUGAAUGCUUCAGCCUACAUUGCCGAGCCCGGCGCGAGCGCCGGUUAUUUUGCUAAUCUGUCGGAGGCGCAAUGGUUCCUCUCAGAACGACCGCUAUUGCUUAUCAUCUCACCUGAGGUCGAUGCUGAAGAGCAGGUGAAGGCUCGUGUCUCAAUAUUGACGCCGGCAUUCGAGGCUACUCGCGCAAAGCUGCUUUCCAUUCCAAGUGCUUCUGAUAUAUCAUAUCCAACAUGGUCGGAAGACAUGGACCCCUAUGAUGUGGCGCUGUCCGCAAUUCCUCACCUGCGGGAAGGAACAAUAUUCGUCGACGGGAUGCUGAGGAGCUUUGUUGCGGACGGCCUUCAGAAGGCAUCACCAGAGUUCAAGGUGACUCUUGCGCCUAUUGAGAUCCGACGGCUCAGGGAGAGGAAAAGCGAGGAGGAGCUCGAGAUCAUGAAAUGUGUGAAUGAGGUCACCGUUCUAGCUAUUCGUGCAGUACGCGAGAACAUGUACAUAGGUAUGCGUGAAUCCGAGGCUCGUCAACUGAUCGUGAAGGCGCUCUCCGCUGCCGGGCUGCAAAACCCAGGCGCCCUCACUUUGUUUGGAGAAAAUGCUGCUCUUCCUCAUGGCAGCGGCACGGAUCGUGUGCUGGGGGCGCACGACUUUGCUUUGAUUGAUUGUGAUGGAUCACUGCACGGUUACCACAGCGACGUCACGAGGACAUUCGCUCUCCCUGGCUCCACGAUCCAUGCGACCUACCUGAGAUUAUGGCACCUAGUGCAUUCGGCACAGGCCAAUGCACUCGACGCCGCACGAAAUGGGACAACCACUGCCGAAGUAGACCGUGCUGCGAGAGACACACUCGCCGCGCAAGGCUAUGCAGAAUAUCUCACGCAUAGGCUUGGCCACGGCAUCGGCCUUGAAGUCCACGAAUCACCAUACCUGCGUGGGGGCUCCUCGGAUGUCAUCCUCACAAGACACACAUUCUCUGACGAGCCCGGUAUCUACAUGGAAGGGCAGGUGGGCAUCAGGUUGGAGGACUGUUUCUACGUAGCUGAGAACGGGAGUGCUGUUCUGCUGACCGCGGGAGUGGGUGGUGCUGCGACCAGCCCAUGGGACCCUUGAGUCCAUGACACUGCCGGCAGCUCUCUUCCCCCAUAGUAUGCUGAAUGUGGCUGUGAGGAGGGCUGUGGGGAGUGCGCUCGGCAUCGACGAUAACAUAGACUAGGCUGUAAUUGUAGCCGUGGGAAUAUACUCACUAUUGGAAUUCGAUGGGCCG